AAUAUGGUACUCCCAGUGGCUUCGCAUUGUCUUAAAUCCUCAUCAUCUACUUAUGGAGGAAUCCGGAACAUAAUUCAAAUGAGAAAUAUAUUCUGGACUCGUGUUCCAGAACCUCACAUGAAAUACCACGUGGCAUCCACGAAGGCAAAUGCGUCUACUUCUAAGCCAGUCGUUUUGAUGAUUGGAUGGGCCGGAGCUGCCAAUAAACAUAUGGAAAAGUAUUCGAAGCUUUAUAAUGAUAAAGGGUACGACGUGGCAUUAAUUUGUCCCCCAACGUUCAGUUUUACAGUUCCAAAUAAUUCAAUUGGAAAGAGAAUGCUACCGAUUCUGGAGAAGUACGGGAAUAGUCCAAUUAUGAUUCAUUCUUUUUCAAUCAAUGGAAUUCGAGGAAUCGUCUCACUGGCAAAGGCAACGGGAAAUCCAAAACUUUUUGAUAAUGUUCAAGGAAUCAUUUUUGAUAGCGCUCCAUCCAUUCCAUUUCCACAUCAAAACGGAAAAGCUAUGAUGCUUUCAACGCCUUCUGUAACUUAUAUGAAAGACGAAACUCGACAGAAAAUCUAUGAACUAGUCAAUGCAGUUCGAGAUAAAUUGCUAAGUCCAUUGGUAACGCUUUUACCAUUUCUUCGACCAUACUUCUUUUCCUAUUGGUACAUUCAUGACAAAAUUGAGCUUCCAAAACGACAAGUGUAUUUUUACUCUCACGGGGAUUCAAUGGUACCAUACGAUCUACUGGAAAAAUUUGUAGAAAUUCAAAGAAAAAGGGGAUGCCACGUAGAAAAUCUUAACUUCGGAGAUACAGAGCACGUGGCACAUUUCCGUGCAAAACCGGCAGUGUAUUCAGACAAAUGCGUUGAAUUUAUAAGUAAAUUGUGAUCUCAAAAUAGUUCAGACAAUAAAGUUUUCCUGUUUCUC
Caenorhabditis elegans is the source of this 912-nucleotide messenger RNA. It is a transcript of the gene C09B8.4, whose product is annotated as Transmembrane protein 53. The record is from RefSeq and is marked reviewed. Gene Ontology annotation, cellular component: nuclear outer membrane. The transcript has 6 exons. NCBI's taxonomy places the organism in Eukaryota, Metazoa, Nematoda, Chromadorea, Rhabditida, Rhabditidae. Bases 4 to 873 code for a protein of 289 amino acids.